CACGGAGUUCUACGGCGAGCGAGAGGAUCACAGGCACAAGGCAGCACAUUUUGCGCACGUUGGCAUUUCCCUUAACGUACACGCCUCGCUGUGCUCCGCUUGGCGUUUUGCAUACGGCAGCUCCUCGCUUUCUUCUUAACGGUGUGUCAGACGCGACCCGAAGUCAUGGCCGACCAGGUGGCCGCCGUGUGCGAGCAGCUCGUCAAGGCUGUGAACGUGAUGAUGGACGCGGAAUCGAGUCAAAUUUACCGACUGGAGGCCCUAAAGUUCUAUGAAGAGUUUAAAGAGACCAACUCCUUCUGUGUCCCAUGUGGCUUACAACUAGCCGACAGAGCCCAGCCUGCUGUGGUGAGACACUUUGGUUUGCAAAUCCUGGAGCACGUCAUCAAGUUCCGAUGGAACAACAUGCAGCAACAAGAGAAAGUGCAGCUGAAGGAGUGCGCCAUGCAGCUGCUGUCAAAUGGCACUCGUCCCAUCCUGGAGGAGGAGAGCCACAUCAAAGACGCCCUGUCCCGCAUCACGGUGGAGAUGAUCAAGAGGGAAUGGCCUCAACACUGGCCGGACAUGCUGAAAGAGAUGGAGGCUCUCACCGGCCAAGGGGAGGCUCAGACCGAGCUGGUGAUGUUGAUCCUGCUGAGGCUGGCGGAGGACGUGAUCACCUUCCAAACGUUGCCCACCCAGCGACGCCGAGACAUCCAACAGACGCUCACCCAGAACAUGGAGAGCAUCUUCAGUUUCAUGAUGGCAGUGAUGCAGAUUAAUAUGGAGGACUAUCGCAGACUGAAAGGGUCACCUGGACAUGAACUGAAGGCCAGGGCUCACUGUCGAGUCGCCGUGGCGACGCUGAAUACACUUGCGGGCUACAUAGACUGGGUGUCGCUGGUGUACAUCACCUCGGGAAACUGCCAUCUGCUGGAAAUGUUGUGUCUGCUGCUGAGUGAGCCGGAGCUGCAGCUGGAGGCAGCCGAGUGUCUGCUCAUUGCAAUCAGCCGGAAGGGCAAGCUGGAGGACAGGAAGCCAUUCAUGCUGCUGUUCGAUGAUGUGGCCAUACACUACAUCCUCUCUGCAGCCCAGUCAGCAGAUGGACUGGCGAUAUGCAAGAAAUCCCCUGAAUCACAAGCAGUGGAGGUGGUGGAGCGGCGCUACGUCUUCCUGAAGAGGCUGUGCCAGGUCCUGUGUGCUCUGGGAGGCCAGCUCUGCUCAUUAGUGGGUUCAGAUGUAGAGGUUGAAAUACCUGCAAACCUCAGCAAGUACAUGGAAGCCCUUUUAUCCUUCACUACACAUUCCAGUCAGUUUUUGAAGUCAUCCCCUCAGGCCACGUGGGGAGCCUUGUUCAGACAUGAGACUAUGUCAAAGGAUGCGGUUGUUGUGGCGAUGGCCGUCAAAUACCUCAAAGCGUCUAUGACCAACCUAGUCAAGACUGGGUUUCCAUCUAGAGACGAUAAUCCCAGUUGCGAGUACUCCCGUGUGGACUUUGACAGUGACGAAGACUUCAACUCUUUCUUUAAUUCUUUUAGAGCGCAGCAGGGGGAGGUGGUGAGGAGUGCGUGUCGCAUCGUUCCUCUGGAGGCCUUUCAGAUAGCGGCCGAGUGGCUGCAGUAUCAGAUCGCCAGUCCUAUUGAUAUCGGGGUUACCACAUCUAAGAGUGCAGAGGGCCUUUGUUCCCUCCUGUCGCCAUCUGUGGUCCAGUGGGAUGCAGUGACUGUCUACAUGGAGUGCAUGGUCGCACAGAUUUUCAAAAGUCUGGACGAGGAGAAGCUGCCGACAGAUCAGAGCAUGGAGCUGCUGCAGGCCGUCCUGAACUACGACACCAAAGACCCGCUCAUCUUGUCCUGUGUGCUCACCAACAUCUCUGCCCUCUUUCCGUUCGUCCUACACAGACCACACUUUCUGCCACGGGUCCUCUCCAAGCUGUUUAAAGCCAUCACGUUUGAGGUCGGUCAGGACAACAAGAUGCCUCGGACCCGAGCCGUGAAGAACGUGAGGAGGCACGCCUGUUCGUCCAUCAUCAAAAUCUGCCGGGAUUACCCACAGUUCAUCCUGCCUUGUUUUGACAUGUUUUAUGACCACGUGAAGAAGCUAUUCGCAAGUGACGCAAUGCUCACCCACAUGGAGAAAUGCUCACUGAUGGAAGCUCUGGUGCUGAUCAGCAACCAGUUCAAAGACUUUGCGAAGCAGAAGGCUUUCCUGGACGAACUGAUGGCAACAGUGGUGGCGGAAUGGACCUCGGACCAGAUGAGGCAUGUGAUGGGGGACCCCGCCGUCUUCCUGUCCUUUGUUGGAGCUGAUCAGGUGGUCGCUGAGCACAGCACAGACACAGACACGAUGGGUCUUAACCGGGGGCGGGUGAGUUUCUGUCUGAAUGCCAUGUUGGGCGUGGUGAAGAGGGCACGACGGCCCGCGGACGUGGAGGAAGCCAAGGCCGGGGGCUUCGUGGUGGGUUGCACCCCCGCCGGAGUUCCCAUCUACAGGAACCCCUGCACGGGCCAGUUUCUGCUCUUGCUGCCCAACCUGUUGACUCUUAUCAGGACUUACAACCGUCUGUUCAUGCCGGAGAACAUAGCCCGUCUGAGUGAGACCUUCUCGAGGGCUCACGAGGUGAUGGAUGCCGAGAAAAAUGUAGUUCUCGGUCUCUCCCAGCAUCCUCUGGACAUUUAUGACUCUCCGGUGUACAGAACCAACCUGGAGCGCAUGCAGGGAUUUUUCAGCACUGUGUAUGACAACUGCUUCCAUAUCCUGGGAAACGUUGGUCUGUCCCUGCAGCAGGAGUUCUACACCAUCGAGAGGUUGGCUGAAGAAAUAGCCGCCUCUGCUUUCGUUUCACUCGACCAUGUGCCCGACCACAGACUGCGCCCUAUGAUUCGCGUAUUUGUGAGGCAGUUGGUGCUGUCAUGUCCUCAGGAGUACUACAACAGUCUACUCUGCCCCCUGCUGGGCCCACUGUUUGCCUACAUGCAGCAGAGACUCAGCGUCAAGUGGCAGGUCAUCAACCAGAGGACGUCUACUAACGAGGAGGACGAGGAGGAGGUGGUGUGUCAGGAGAGCCAGGUGACGCAGGAGAUGUUGGAGGAGCAGCUGGUGCGCCUGCUCACCAGGGAGGUGCUGGAUUUCCUCGCCGUGAGCUGCAUUGCCAGAAAAGUGCCCGAACAAGCGGCAAAUAAGGAGGAAAUAGAGGAUGAAGACAUGAUGAUGGAUUCGGUGCAGACGGCACCUCCCGCCCAGCCCACAGACGAGCUGACGGAUCUGGGAAAAUGCCUGACGAAACACGAGAACAUCUACAUGUCCCUGUUGACCCUGUCCUUCACCUCGCUGUCGUGGAAGGACACCACUAACUGUCACCGCACUGCUUCCAUGGUCUGCUGGACCCUCCUGCGGCAGGUCAUAGGGGGUAAUCUCCUUCCUGAGGCAGUCACGUGGUUCUAUACCAGUGUUCUCCGGGGACUUCAGGUUCAUGGGCAGCACGAAGUCUGCAACUCGACCCUCUCUCAGCUGGCCAUGAUCAUCUACGAAAACCUGCGGCCGCGCUACGUGGAGCUGAGAGCGGUAAUGACCCAGAUCCCGAACAUCAACACGGAGGCUCUGGACCAGUACGAUCACAGGCUCCUGGACCCCAAUGCCCAGAAGGUUGGAGAGAAAAAGAGGAAAGACCAGUUCAAGAAGCUCAUCGCAGGAACAGUUGGGAAAGCUCUGUGCCAGCAGUUCAGGAAGGAGGUUCACAUCCGGAAUCUUCCAUCGCUCUUCAAGAGACCGAAGCCAGAAAAGGACGCGGUGAACAGUGAAGCGUUGGGCCUGGCGGCGCUCUUCUCCCCGGAGAAUAAUAGCCUGUAGGAACGCGUAACGGUUCAAACGGACGACACGCUGAUGACUGAAGGCAGGAGUUGUGUGUACACACCAGGGAUUUCCCCCCUCACCAUCCUCCAGCAGGGCAGUGCAGCGCUAGCGCUACCUAACGUAGCUGUCAGCAGUCGGCCAUCUUUUAUUUUCACCCUCAUUGUGCCACAAUGACACUCACAAUGAUAACUAAUAUCUUUUCACUAAUUGAGUGCACGGGCAAGGUUCACACAGAGGAUCCUUUUUUAAGUCUCUUCUGCUCCAUUGUCUUCUACGUACCUUACAGGAGGUUGUAGAAAUAUUUCUUAUGCAGAUUUUGCUAAGGGAUGAUCAAAAAAGAAAUGGUGAAUAUUUGCUCCACUGCUGACUCUGCUGAGCCACAGCCACACUGUACCUUGAAGUAGGUCAAUUCUGGAUUCUUCAUUUUACUUUCCUUUUUUUUUCUUCAUUUUAAUGAACAGUACUUUCUAAUUGCCCAGCGUGCACACUAAGUGCGUUAUAAAAAUCUUGAUUAAGUGUUGUUAUAUGCUGCUGCUGUCAAGGGCCAAGUCCCAGGUCAAAAAGAAAAGAAAAAAUAUUGAACUAAUGCUGGUUUGUUUAUUUACCAUAAUUUCCUUUGACUGGACAAGCUUGAAUGCAGUUUCUCAUUCUGAAGGAUGUGCCAAUGGUACCUCCCAUGCAACACUCCCUGUGAUUGGGUGAAGAUGAAAAGAAAAACAGCAACUGGAUUGUGUUUUCAUGAAUGGUUUUUGUAGAUUUAAAUAAGACAAACCGUUGCAGUUAUUACACGGUGUUUUAACAAGCCUGCGAUUUUGCCUCUAAUUUAUAUGUGCACAACUUACACGGCCCGAAUACCGUUUGGAACUGCUCCUUUAAUGCAGACCACAUAUCUUACUACAAAUAACACAGACACGUUUUGUGCCAAAACACUCACGCUAGGCUCGACAAUUGUGUCCGAGGAACAAAGCCUAAAAACACAUAACUUAUUCGAGGGUGGACUUGAGGGUGGACAAAUGAGUAGCUAAGUCUAAGUGUUUCUGUUGUUUUCUUGCUGUCCGGUUGAUUAUAUUUUCUGUUUUUAUCAUGUAUUCGGCUUUGUGUUCGUACUGGUAUUGCCUGCCAUGGGGGGAAAAAAAAGACGAACCUGCACUACAUUCCUUUUAUUGUCCAAGGGAUUGUUUUCGAGCGCUAGUUGUUGGAUGUAUUUUGCUCUUAUGGAGCUAUCAAGCUAGAGAGCGAUCGUUUUCAAACUAUGUUUUGUGUCAAAAUAAAUGAGUCAAGUCCCCUGAGAUGCGUUUUAGAGGCUGGUUUUGCUAGAAACGGGUUCACAUCCUUCUCACCAAAAAAAUAGCAACAUUUAUGAAGUUAUGAAUUGAUUUUCCUUUCUUUGUGAUGAUUGUUCACAUGGGCAAUUUUUAAAAGAAAUGCUUGUUCAACACUAUAAUGUUCUGUACAAUUAAUGAAAAUAGGAUUUGGAAAGUGUAGUGUGGUUUAUAUUUACUUUUUUUUUAAAUAAAACAGUUUAAAUUUGUCUCAAA
Messenger RNA from Scophthalmus maximus (turbot), 5369 nucleotides. Its product is annotated as exportin-5. Lineage: Eukaryota; Metazoa; Chordata; Actinopteri; Pleuronectiformes; Scophthalmidae. The transcript is spliced from 33 exons. The record is from RefSeq and is a predicted model, not a curated record. Gene Ontology annotation, biological process: protein export from nucleus; RNA export from nucleus. Bases 166 to 3828 code for a protein of 1220 amino acids. Gene Ontology annotation, molecular function: small GTPase binding; RNA binding; nuclear export signal receptor activity. Gene Ontology annotation, cellular component: cytoplasm; nucleus; RNA nuclear export complex.